GUGCUGGCUGAAUACGCUGCAGUGCUGUACGUGGCUGAGACAGACAAGGGGCUUUAGAAUGAUAGAGGGCUUUCUGAAGAAAGAAUUCAGAAAAGUUGAUCCAGCACUGACAACUGGAGAGCUAUGCUGGGUUUAGUAGGGUCCUUGUGGAUCCAGCUGGAUUUGGAUUUUGAUGUGGAUUUGAAUGAACUAAAGGUGGAUCUGUACAUGAACAUGUUUAAAAAGUGGAUCUAUUUGGUCUGCUGGUAGAUCUUGGCUGAUUGAAAGUCUCAGAUGAGGAAAACCCUGGAAGGUCCAGAGCAGUGAACAGGAAGUGUUGACCUCUGUCCUUCCUCCAGCUUGCCACUAUGGGAUCAUCCACCUUAGGAAAGGCAGCAACUUUUGAUGCACUCUUAAAUGAAUGCAUUCAUGCAUUUGAUGACAGCGGGAAGACGCAGGCCAACCUGCUUCCUCGCACCCUGCUGCUGAUGCAUCGCUGGUAUGUUACAUCCUCAGAACUGGCGCGAAAACUCCUGAUGAUGUACCGUGACUGCAACGAUGACAACUACAGGAGAACCAGGCUGAAGAUUUGUUAUUUAAUGAGGUACUGGAUAGUGACAUUCCCUGCAGAGUUCAAUCUGGACCUGGGUCUGAUCCGGAUAACAGAAGAGUUCAGAGAUGUUGCUGCUCAGCUCGGCUGUGAGGAGCAUUUAAAGCUCCUCGACAUCUCUACCAUUCCAUCAUACGACUGGAUGCGUAAGCUGACCCAGCGGAAGAAGCAGGCCAAGAAAGGCAAGGCCUCGCUGCUGUUUGACCACCUGGAGCCCAUGGAGCUGGCCGAGCAUCUCACUUUCCUGGAGUUCAAGUCAAUCCGAAGGAUAUCGUUCACUGAUUACCAGAGCUAUGUUAUCAACGGCUGCGUGGUGGACAACCCGACUCUUGAGCGCUCUAUUGCACUGUUCAACGGAGUCUCACAAUGGGUCCAGCUCAUGGUGCUCAGCAAGCUAACACCUCAGACCCGUGCAGAGGUUAUUACCAAAUACAUCCAUGUAGCUCAGAAACUUCUGCAGCUACAGAACUUCAACACUCUGAUGGCAGUGGUGGGGGGACUGAGCCACAGCUCCAUUUCUCGACUAAAGGAGACACACCCAUAUCUGGCUCCAGAAGUUGUUAAGAUCUGGAGCGAGAUGACAGAGCUGGUCUCUUCGAACAACAACUACUCCUGCUACCGAAAGGCCUUCUUUGACUGUCAGGGCUUUAAAAUCCCCAUCCUUGGUGUGCACCUCAAGGAUCUGAUUGCAGUGCAAGUAGUCUUUCCAGACUGGGUUGAUGACAGUAAUAAGGUGAACUUAGUGAAGAUGCAUCAGCUCUACAUGACCUUCAAUGAGUUGGUGUCGCUGCAAAGUGCAGCGGCCCAAGUGGAACCAAACAUGGACCUCAUCUAUCUUUUAACGCUUUCUUUAGAUCUUUAUUACACAGAAGAUGAGAUUUAUGAGUUGUCAUUGCUAAGGGAACCACGUAACCCCAAAUCACUGCCUACCUCUCCAACAACUCCCAACAAGCCCCUGGCCCCACUGGACUGGGCUUCUGGUGUCACCACCAAACCAGACCCUUCUGUGGUCAAUAAACACAUCAGGAAGUUGGUGGAUUCUGUAUUUAGGAAUUAUGACCAUGACCAUGAUGGCUAUAUUUCUCAAGAGGACUUUGAGAGCAUCGCUGCUAACUUUCCUUUCCUGGACUCCUUCUGUGUUUUGGACAAAGAUCAAGAUGGAUUGAUCAGUAAGGAUGAGAUGAUAGCGUAUUUCCUUCGGGCUAACCCACUGCAGUGUAAGAUGGGUCCAGGUUUCAUCCACAACUUCCAGGAGAUGACAUACCUGAAGCCCACCUUCUGUGAACAUUGUGCUGGAUUUCUCUGGGGAAUCAUCAAACAGGGCUACAAGUGCAAAGACUGUGGCGUUAACUGUCAUAAACAAUGUCGGGAGCUGCUGGUUCUGGCCUGUAGGAAGCUGAUCCGCUCCAGCUCUCUGGGCAGUGUUUCUCCAGCCAGACUGACCCACAGCUCACUGCCCAGCAGCCCCGCACUGCCCACCUGUAAAGAUGAGGACGAGGUCUUUGAGUUCCCAGCUGUAACAUCAGCAGGUCCAGCUCCGGACACUCAAUCCAUUACCCUGAUGACCGGCUCAGCCCAGAGGAUCUCUGUGCGCCUGCAGAGGGCUACCACCAGCCAGGCCACUCAGACCGAGCCCCUGUGGUCUGAACACAGCUGGGGGGCCACAGAUGGUGGCUCCCACACCUUCCCCAAAAUGAAAUACAGGGGUCACAGGAAAACAUCUAAAAAUAAAGGUUUUGCCCGCUGGGAAAACCAGAAUGAGGGGCAGCACCAGGCAGUUUCGACACGGUGCAGCAUGGACUCUCAGGAGAAGUCAGACGUCUCAGAAGAACCCUUACAGAACGGGAUUACACGCAGAGGAAAGGACAGCUGACUUGGUUGCAGUGGUGAAGGCCAGUCAUGGGGUUCCAGAAAGGCCCUAGCGGCUGGGACCAGGAAGCUCUGUCUGGGGGAUGUGCUGGGCUGCCUGAGGUCCCCCUUCUGUGACCUGGAGCUAUCAUGUCCUCUCUAGACUCAGCGCAGGUAGAGCUACAAAUGGAUGCAGUGUAACUGCACGGAGGGACAUCAUGUGCGAUCUCUGGGAGCGGUCACAAAGACUGAGGAGAGGAGCUCAGUGGUUAACGGACUAACACCCACUGUGAACCACAUCACAUCUCCAUCCUCGCCUCCUGUGCAGCGUAAUCAGCUGGGGAUCAGUGUACAUUACUAAAAUGCAAUUUGGGGUCUGUUUUGAUCCAGGAUGUACAUAACAUCACCACUUGAAGAAAUGAGAAGAAACAUUUUUUAAACUUCACAAACAUGUGGAAUUCAGCUGAGUGGAUAAAUUCUGGCCAGUUACUUUAUGUAAGCCCAAUUUAAAAUCCAGCUUGGGUACAGUAUGACAAAGUCUCCUGCUUUAUCUGAAGCAACAAACAAGUUCUUAGUGGUCACAGCCCAAGUUGGAAUGAUUGGAAAAAGCAUGAUGGAUGUGGGUGAGUGGGUAGAUAUUUGUGUGGAGUUGCAAAAAGGGAAAGUCCAAAUGAAAGUGAAUGUUAAGGGUAUGCGACGCUUCAGCCAUAUAGAAUGUUGAUGAUGGACAAUUCUGCAAAACACUGGAUUAUGUUAAAUUAUGUUUUUGAGUGUUCAUUGCCAAUGUUUUUUAAUGAUUUAUUCCUACAAUAUUUGCACCCGGCAACUACAGUGUGCUUAAUUCUCCCACCUUUUCAGAGCAACAGAACUAACCCAAAAUAAGUGAAUCAUUGUUAUAUAAAUUUAUAUAUACUGUA
Micropterus dolomieu (smallmouth bass) is the source of this 3354-nucleotide messenger RNA. RefSeq names its product RAS guanyl releasing protein 3 (calcium and DAG-regulated) (gene rasgrp3). The coding region runs from base 348 to 2462 and encodes 704 amino acids. The transcript is spliced from 17 exons. Gene Ontology annotation, molecular function: calcium ion binding; guanyl-nucleotide exchange factor activity. Lineage: Eukaryota; Metazoa; Chordata; Actinopteri; Centrarchiformes; Centrarchidae. The record is from RefSeq and is a predicted model, not a curated record. Gene Ontology annotation, cellular component: plasma membrane. Gene Ontology annotation, biological process: positive regulation of GTPase activity; Ras protein signal transduction.